GGUUCUCCAUAUCUUUUUGCGGAGAUUGCAUCGCUGCCUGUUGUACUGUAGAAUACCAUCCACAACACCGAACCCAGGGGAAAAAGGAGGAUCCCAGCAUAAUAAUUAUCACCAGGAUAAAUCAGGAUUGUCGAAUAUGGUUACGACGUUGAGCGACAAGAAAUUGAGCCCAGUCUUUGGAACCCUGGCAUUCGUUGGAGCCAUCUUGGCGUACUUCUACCAAGAUGCUGUCUCUAAUGGUGUCAAGAUAACAGUUCGUCGCUCCAUGUCAUGCACUGCCAAACGAGCCUUUCAGGCUGUCAGCGACUUCGAUGUCAUGCCAAAGAUUAGUUCCGAUAUUCUCAAGUACGACUUUGUCGAUGACCCACCCAUGCACUUGAAUAUGCGCUUUAGUGAAACCCGCAAAAUGGGUAGCAGCGAUGUGUUGGUGACCAAUUUGCAAGUCACAGAAUACGACAACAAUGACAAAAGCCCACAUGCUCGAAUGGUUGCGGAUACUCACGGUACCAUCUGGGAUACGACGUUUGAUGUCGUUCGCAACAACAGUAGUGGCGACCAGGAAGUGAUUUUGGAAAUAGCCAUGCAUGCUCGAGCUCAUCAACUCAUGCCCAAGCUAUUGAAUCCAAUUAUGCAAGUUUUGUUUCGGUUUGGCCUCAACUCGCAUAUUGAUCAGGUCAAGAUUUGGUGCGAAAAAGAGCAGCAAGAAAAAUAAAUCCACAGCGAACAGAACGCAUGAAGCACUUUUAAGAUAUCGCAGUGCGGCUCCUGUUUUAAUUAAAAGAGUACCCAGAACGGGAGACUAUCGGUAUUCCGUAUGCAUGCCCCAGAAACAAGUUGCCAGUGAAUAAUAAUACCGACUAUUCAAUCCGAUUUUAAUAGUUGUUGCUGCGGGUACCGUACAUGCAGACGAUGACAUGAACCACAGCCAGGCAAACACAAGAAGGAGCAACUUAUUAGGAACUACACACCCGAUGCCCUUGGAGAUUGUCGUGAGGAUCUGACCCCUCAUUGGCGCAGCAGACCAGCAGAUCAGACACUGCAAGGGAGUUUUAACGUUGUCGUCUACCACUUCUGGAGGCCGCCUUUUCCCAACCCCAGUUUCAGCCCCGGCCUGCACCUAUCAGCAUAGACUCGGCAUCGUAGAAGAUGGAAGCAGCGACAAAUCCCACAGCUUUCCACCAGUCUAGCGUGAGUUACUGAGAAACCUCAUCAUGAUGAAGGGCAACCCUUCCACGAGGCCACCCAAGCCCUCCUAGUGGGCUGGUACCGGUAUCUGGUACCGGUAUCUUUCCCGAUCGCCAUGGGUCUUGUUUUCUUGACCGCUUGCUGUUCUCUUGUGACACCCGCAUAGCCCUGGUUUGCAUUGGAAAGAUAGGCAUUCCACAGUAGACUCAAUGCAUUGUUAUAUAGGACUCUGUAUGGCAAAGGAACAAAGGCGAAGUUCAAGGUAUUGGCCAACGGCCAAAACGACCACGAUGCUUGGAGUGACGAGAACCACUUGCGCUGGAGCUUUUGUCCUACAUGGGAUCCCUCCAGCACCGAUCUCCAGAUAAAGUAUCCCGCAACGGCAAUAGGCGAGAAGAGAAUGGCAUCCAAAAGAAGUUUGGUGGCCAAGGUGGAAACCGACGACUUCAAGGGGAGUCGUUCUACA
This is a messenger RNA of Seminavis robusta, 1651 nucleotides long. Lineage: Eukaryota; Bacillariophyta; Bacillariophyceae; Naviculales; Naviculaceae. The record is from the annotation of a GenBank genome assembly.